This is a messenger RNA of Propithecus coquereli (Coquerel's sifaka), 6559 nucleotides long. RefSeq names its product elastin microfibril interfacer 2 (gene EMILIN2). Gene Ontology annotation, molecular function: protein binding. Lineage: Eukaryota; Metazoa; Chordata; Mammalia; Primates; Indriidae. The coding region runs from base 17 to 3301 and encodes 1094 amino acids. The record is from RefSeq and is a predicted model, not a curated record. The transcript has 8 exons.
GACCGCCGCGCGCAGAAUGUGGCCGCCGACGCGGCCCCGGCCCCGCACGCCCUGGCGCUGGGCGCUGGCGCUGCUGGCCCUGGGCGGAGCGGGGCUGUGCCACGCCGGUCCGCAGCCCGGGUACCCCGCGCGGCCCAGCGCCAGGAACAAGAACUGGUGCGCCUACAUCGUGAGCAAGAACGUGAGCUGCUCUGUGCUGGAGGGAAGUGAGAGUUUUAUUCAGGCUCAGUACAGCUGUGCCUGGAACCAGAUGCCCUGUCCGUCCGCGCUGGUAUACCGAGUGAACUUCAGACCCAGAUACGUCACUCGGUACAAGACGGUGACGCAGCUGGAAUGGAGGUGCUGCCCUGGCUUUAGAGGGGGAGACUGCCAAGAAGGUCCCAGAGACCCCGUGAAGACCCCCCGCCCCAUGCCCGCUCGGCCUCGAAACAGCAUGAAGAAAGCCACAGAUAAUAACGAACCAAGCCAAGUCUCAGAGCCCAGGAAGACUUUGUCCCCAACUGCAACAGAACCAACCCAGGUGGUAGAUCCAAAACAGGGGCCCCAAGAACUUCAGGAAAAGAAAAUCCAGGUGCUUGAGGAGAAGGUUCUCCGACUCACAAGGACAGUUCUUGACCUCCAGUCCUCCCUUGCUGGAGUGAAUGAAAACCUCAAACAUGCCACUCAGGACGAUGCCAGUAAAACUCAGCCAUCGUGGUUUGGCAGCCGGCACCCCCAGCCUGAUGUGGCUGCCGGUGGAGACACAGAAACGGUCCAGCGUCCCGGCGGCCUUCACGGUAAAGAAUCUGGCAUGAAGGACAUCAAGUCCGAAUUGGCUGAAGUCAAAGAUACUCUGAAGACCAAGAGCGACAAGCUGGAAGAGCUGGACGGGAAAGUGAAGGGUUACGAGGGGCAGCUCAGGCAGCUCCAGGAGGCUGCGCAGGGCCCCACCGUGACCAUGACCACCAACGAACUCUACCAGGCCUAUGUGGACAGUAAGAUCGACGCCCUGCGGGAGGAGCUCAUGGAGGGCAUGGACAGGAAGCUGGCCGACCUGAAGAACUCGUGCGAGUACAAGCUGCUCGGCCUCCAGCAGCAGUGUGACGACUACGGCAGCAGCUACUUGGGAGUCAUAGAGCUGAUCGGGGAGAAGGAGACGAGCCUGAGAAAAGAGAUGAACGACCUUCGAGCCCGGAUACAGGAGCCUUCAGCGCAGCCAGACUGCUGUGACAGCAAAAAGAAUGGUGACUUCGGUCAACAGAUCAAGACGCUAGACCAGAAAAUUGAGAGAGUCGCCGAAGCCACCAGGAUGCUGAAUGGACGGCUGGACAACGAGUUUGACCGCCUCACAGUUCCAGAGCCAGACGUGGACUUUGACGCCAGAUGGAAUGAACUAGAUGCAAGGAUCAAUGUGACAGAGAAGAACGCGGAAGAACACUGCUUCUACAUCGAGGAAACCCUUCGGGGGACCAUUAAUGGGGAGGUGGAGGACUUGAAGCAACUUGUCGAUCAGAAAAUACAGUCACUGGAAGACCGUCUGGGGAGCGUUCUCUUACGGGUGGCCAAUGACACGGACGCGGGAUUCAUCCCCCACGGGUCAGCCCUGCCAGGCGUGUCGGGGUCAGGGAAUGAACAGGUCGUGAUGGAAUUAAACCGCCUGAAGGACAAAGUUCAAGUUGUUGAGGGUAUGUGCCUGCGGAACUUCCAGGCAGAGCCUCACGGGAGAGAAGGUGCUUUGCCAAAUGGGGAAGGCCAUACAGCGCAUGACAGCUGGCGCCUUUGGAAAUCUCUAAAUGACACGAUGCAUAGGAAGUUUCAAGAAACCGAACGGAGCAUCCAGAAACUUCAACAGGGCUUUAGUUUUCUUUAUUCUCAACUAAACCACACAGAAAACAAUGUGACUUACCUUCAGAAUGAAAUGAGCAAUUGCAGGGCAGGUAAAAACGCUGGAGUGGGGGGGUUCACGAAGGUGGGUGAGCAAGAAAGGACAGUGGAGACCCCCGCAACCCCCCAGGACCUGGUGGCUCAUUGCUGCGGCCGGCUGGAGGAGAGGUGGCACAGCUUCCAGAGCCAGGUCCUCUCUGAGCUGGACACAUGCAAGGAAAACAUGCACGGGGCCCAAAGGGACAUCUCCAUGGUGGAGGGCAGGGUGUCUCACGUGGAGCAAACCUGCAGCAAACUGGACGCCAUCUCAGGAAGUCUUCAGAGGAUCAAGGAGGGACUCACCAGGCACGUCAGCAGCCUGUGGACCUGUGUCCGGCAGCUGAACGGGACGCUCAGGGCGCACUCCAGAGACAUUUCUGGCCUGAAGAAUUCCGUCCAGCAGUUCUAUAGCCACGUUUUUCAGAUUUCUACUGAUUUGCAAGAUCUGGUCAAAUUUCAACCAUCAGCAACCGAGGAGCCCUCAGAAGCGUCCCAGCCCCCAGGCCGAGAGAAGGCCCCACAGAUGCCCAGGUCCUCGACCCCAUCGCCAGCAGAGGCCCCCACCCAGCUGGCUGAGCUGGAGCCCACCCCGCCGCCGCUGAGGCCGAGUGGUCCUCUGCCCCCCGAGGACCCUACACGACGGCUGCCCACAGGACAGCGGCCUGUCCUGCCCCAGCGGCCUCUGCAGCCGCGGCCCCCUGCGAAGUUGCCCCUGCCGGCAUGGCCUGGUUGGACAGGGCUGCCCUUCUUGCCCGGCUCCACAGGGGUCAUCAUGGAGACUGGCGAGGCCGGGCCUCCGGGCAGGACAGGCGUGUCAGGGAGAGGCCUGCCCCAGGGAGUGGACGGCCAGACCGGACAAGGGGCCAUCCCCAGUGCUGAAGGCUAUGCAGGCGCACCAGGAUAUCCCAGGUCACCUCCGGUAGCCUCCCCAGGGGUUCCGGUGCCUUCUCUGGUGUCUUUUUCUGCGGGGCUCACCCAGAAGCCUUUCCCCAGAGACGGGGGCGUCGUCCUCUUUAACAAAGUGCUGGUGAACGAUGGGGACGUUUACAACCCUAACACAGGGGUCUUCACGGCUCCAUACGAUGGGCGCUACCUUAUCACGGCCACCCUCACCCCUGAGAGAGAUGCCUACGUGGAGGCGGUGCUGUCUGUCUCCAAUGCCAGCGUGGCCCAGCUGCACACAGCUGGGUACAGGAGGGAGUUCCUGGAAUACCACCAGCCCCCUGGGGCUCUGCACACCUGCGGGGGCCCGGGGGCCUUCCACCUCAUCGUGCACUUGAAGGCAGGAGAUGGAGUCAACAUCGUGGUGACUGGGGGCAGGCUGGCGCACACAGACUUUGACGAAAUGUACUCCACGUUCAGUGGGGUGUUUUUAUAUCCUUUCCUUUCCCACCUCUAGGGUGCUGGGGAGAGGUACGGGGAAAGAGCUGUAAAAACUCUGAAGCUUUAAUAUAUUUGGUUUUGGUACGUACUGGAGCACUGGUCUAGAGUUUUCUGCCCCCACCACCUCCCCCAGCGUGAAGGCCGUCCAGGCCACCACACCUCACAGCGUCCCGGCAGGCAGUGAGGAGUGAGGCACAAGGUCAGUGGCCACUGGUUUUUCUGUCUCUCUAACUGGACAACUGGAAGACUUGGAAAGGCCCUCUUGCUCGUGAGCCAGAUCCUCCCCGGCAUCUUGCCAGCCUCCAGCUCCACUCUGAGGGUUCCUGGGGGACAGGCUGGGGGAUGGGGUCCUGCUGGGCUAAGGGCUAACACUGCCCUGGCUGAUCUUUACUGGAGAGCAAUGCUGUGGCCAACCACCUGUCUGUAUUUACACUGCAUGCAGGAGAAAAGUUUAAACACUGAAGUGCUGAGGUGGCCCAUGCCACCACACAGGGACUCUGAGUUUACAGUUUGGGCUGUUCCACGCUUGGUCCACCACUGCCACCAGGACUCUCCCCUGCUCACCUGGACUGCUGAUGGGGAUGCGUUAGAGGCUGUUCCUGAAGCGUGUUGGCUCCUUAAAUGGCAUGUACAAUUCAAGUGCAAAGACGGGGAGUGCCAAUAAAGAUGUAAAACCACUUCAAGUUUUUUUUUAAGCCUGGUGCCUUAUGGACUGGAAGUUGUUGCUAAAAAGCCAACUGUAGAAAGGUAAUUGGCCUUUUCUGUUUACGGGCUGUGUAGAAAAUAAUCUUGAAUAAACUAAUCUCAAAUAUAAAAGUGUUACUCCUCAGCAUCCAAGAUGUACACUUGGGUUUUGCUUUUGGCUUAUAAAGACACACCAGAUGUGCGUGGAGGUCAAGUCCCCCAUGUGAUCCCACAGCUGGAGAAGUUUCUCCAGGGGAUGCUGGAAACUCGCAUCUCAUCAGCAGCCGCCCAGGCUGAUGAGACCGAGUCCCUGCUGUUUCACUGCACAGCUCUCUAGCAGACAAAGCUUGGCGAACUCUCAGGUUCCUAAGCAACAAGAGGCCCAAAAUAAAACUGAUCACACACUGAAAGCUGAGAUCAUCUGAGAAAGCAGGGGUCUUCUCACAGCGAGCAUGUUCUGUUCCAAGGGGAAGCCAGACAUGUUAAUCCUUCACCAGCAGCCACAGAAAGCUCCAGGCACCCUUAGCUCAAGGUAGUCUUUGCGAAUUAGAUUGGCAAAGCCUAUCUGGUCAAUCAGGUACCACUGGGGAAAGGCACAUACCCCAGGGCAAGGUUUGGACAGUAGAUACAAGAGCUCUGGUUUCCUUGGCCUGCAUUGAGUCAUUACACUAUGCUCUUAUGCUGCAAAAAUGCUCUGAGUUCCAAGGACUAUUAACAAAUGAGGCCACUGGACACUAAGGAGUUCUCAUUUAUGCCCCUCCUCCAGCUAGGGAGAGUGAGCAAGAACUAAAGGUUUCCUGUUUUACUAUUUUAAAAUUUGGACUUCUUUGUCCAGGAGAGGAGGGAGAAUGGCAUUCUGGCCCUUUGUUUCUAUAGCUGGGGAACUGGCCAAAGGUAGCUGUCAGAGUAUCCUUGGCUAUCCCAGAAAUGACUCACGGAAAAACACCGACGCAGCCGAGCAUUUUCAGGAAAACCCAGUUGGCACGUGCUUUUGCCCUCUUCCCUCACACUCCCUUUUAGCAGACCUUACUCAGUACCAAAGGGGACAAGUGCUCAACAGCUGGAAAAGCAGGGACCAGAGAGGAAGUAGAUGAUGAUUUUUCUUUCCUACUCGGUAGACGGUUCUCUAGAGCAUCAGGUAAAACUUGGUCCUCCUCUCUCAAUGCCAUCUUGGCUCAUUUACUGACAAAGGUGAAUUUCAGCUCUGUGUAUCCAAGACAGGCAAAACAGAAUAAGCCCAAUUAAGCUGAUCUUGCCUUUACUUUAAGAUAAAAUAAGAUGAAAGGUGGAUUCCGGCCCAUUUAGGAGAUGGCAUCUUUAGAAAGGGAAAGGCUGUCUUUUUGUACAGAGGGAAAACAACAGGGUCAGCUGAGUUCAGGGUUGUGGGGUUCAGAGCAGCUUCCUGAAGUGGCGAGCCUGCGGGUCAGAGGUAUGACCAAACCCUGAGGCGUAAUCAGGUGCAAGGCCACAACUUCCAAAAUCGAGGCGCUGGCAGUCCACUCCCUAUACCCCAUGUAACAAGAGCAAAUGGCCUCAUUUAAAUGAUGAUUAAAAACAAACUGACACCUGCAAUACAGAAUGCAAAUCAAUAUAAAGUGCAUUAGAAAUUAUUUUCAGGUUGGCACACCGAUCUAGCUUUCCCAAAUGACUUACCUCUCAGACGGCCUCUCACAAUUUACGUCUUUGCUGCUUGAAAGGAGAGGAGUAUUUGUGAUUAGAAAUAUACUCCAUGCUUGUAGCUCUGAAACAUGGCUUUGUAUAUACCCACACCCACUUUCUUAACAUACAUGUAUGUUUUCCUUAUACUGUUCUAUAAAUGGGAAGGAAAAAGGAAGGACACGUGCAAACUCCAAGGAGUGAAGGGUGCAACAGAAGGAAGCUGCACUCAGGUCCCUGAGACCAGGGAUGCAACACCCACUGCUCCUCUAAAGCAUUAGAAGCCACUCUGGGUAAAAAUCAUUUCCUUUGUUAUCAAACUCCGUGUGAGCCUUUCCAUUCUGUUCCCAAAGUACACUCCAGACCCAUGGUUCUCAUCACCCAGCCAUCAUGUCAUGGCAAAGCGGCAUCAAAUGCAAGAGUUUUCCAUACGUGAAGGCACAUGCUCAUGGAGGGACUGUGAUAUACGAUGUUCAACAUAUGCUGCGUUUGGUAGGUGCCCAGUGAUCUGAGAGGAUAAAAAGAUGCUCAUUUAAAUAAUGUGUUAGAUGUGGGUUUUGAUCACUUUGACUCUGCCUAUCUGAUGAAAACAUCAGGGUUGCUAAGUUGUAUUCACUCUGAAGAAGGGUUUAAUGAAAGGUGGGGUGUCAUGGGCUCUGGACAGGACUCUCAGGGGAACUCUGGAGGGCCGAGGGGUAGGAGGUAAACACAGCCUUGUGGACACCAGUGAGACCACAGAAGAAAUUACAUAUGUAUGAAUGAGUCAUCUCCUGGCAGAACACACAAAGCAAGAGGUUAGUUCCUGUGGGUGUAGCCUCACCUCUGGAGUCAGGUUUUAAAAAUAAGCACCUAAAAGAACUCCCUCCUAUUGAUACAUUUAAGUGCCAGCAAAGAUCAAAAUGCUAAUUUAUGGAAAUUAUCAAUUUCUGGCAAG